AUUUAUUCGACAGUGAUAGUAAACGAAAUAUCAGCUUUCAGAAAUCAUGGCGACUCCCGCCGCUUUACCCCCGUUGCCUUUCAAUCCGGGUCGCAUACGAACAUACCUCCUCCGACUACCGCUGUUCACCAGACUGGUGCUGCUGGUCAUUCUGGCCUUCUGGCUGCUUGAAUUCCAGACCAUGUGGAGUGUCGUGCAGUGGGGUGCUUUGAUUCCAGAGGAGAUUAACCUGGGGACUAUGUACCGACUGAACACUUAUCCCAUUAUCCAUACUGGCUUCUUCCAUGCUUUCUUUAAUGCUCUGGCAGUCACACCGCUGCUGGAGCGCUUUGAGGCCGAGCAUGGCACUUUGACUGCUAUUGCGUUGUUUAUUGGACCUCUCUCGACUGUCCCUGCUGGUCUUUAUAUCUUGAUUGAGAGGUUCAUCCUACACAGGAAUACUUCAGUGGUCGGCGCAAGCAUCUGGGUUUUCCUGCUUCUCGGUUCUGAAGCUAUCAAGACCUACAAGUCUCACCCCAACUUCAGUCUUGGCCCAUACAAGAUUCCCACCUGGACUUCACCCCUGUUCGCAUGUGUCGUUGUAUCUAUCCUCAUCUCGAACGUGAGCUUCCUCGGUCAUCUCUGUGCAAUUCUUGUCGGAUACCUCCUCGGCCUCGGAUACCUCAAGGUGUUUGUGCCCCCUGAGAAGGUUCUCCGCUGGAUCGAGGGCAAGCUGAACCUCCUGGGACGCCUACCUCACUACGUCUCCGUCGACCAGAAGACCUACGGUCGCUAUGGAUUUCCCGAUGGUCAUUACUCAAUGGCGUUGAAAUGUGAGCAAGCUGGAAUACCACCUGUCUUUCCUGACACCAGCACCGGAGACACCCCCCAACUAACAAGAUGCCAGCUGCAAUCCGCAACUUGGGGAAUAACCCCCCACCUUGUUUUUGUUCGCCUCCCGAAUCUCCUAUCCUUUCUCUGCAUUGUCGUCGGCGUUGUGUGGCUACUGCUCCUACCUCUGAACGAGUACUCCCGACAAACCUACAUCUCCGAGAAUGCGCUCCUGCCGGGCCAAGUCCAUGCAUAUUUCACCGGAAGCGAGCAGAACAUAUUCCGUGGUUACAAGAAAGAACUGGAAGGAUUGUUGAAUGAUGGACAAGCGAGAGGCGGCCAAAAACACGAGGCGGAAGUGACAGCGGCGGUCUCGGACAAAUUGCAGUCAAUCUUGCAUGCAGCAGGCCUUAAAGUUGCUACACAAAAAUACGAAUAUACCUCCGCUGGGAUUACCCACCAGGGAGAGAACACUUAUGCUAUUAUCCAUGCGCCGCGCGGUGAUGCCACAGAGGCAAUUGUGCUGGUUGCGCCAUGGCUAACGGCUGAUGAUGAGUUGAACUUGAACGGUGUCACUCUUGCCCUGACAUUGGCGAGAUAUUUCAAGAGAUGGUCAUUAUGGUCCAAGGACAUUAUUUUCCUAAUUACCCCGGACAGCAAAACUGGAACACAGGCUUGGAUCGAUGCCUACCACGAUAUGCACCCAGCCUCCGUACAGCCACUUCCUUUAAAGAGUGGAGCGUUGCAAGGUGCACUAGUUAUCGAAUACCCAUUCGAUCACCGGUUCCAGACGCUCCAUAUUGUAUAUGAUGGAGUCAAUGGUCAACUCCCCAACCUCGACCUGUUCAACACCGCUGUAGCCAUUGCAGGCGGCCAGAUGGGUAUCGGGGCUAACUUACAAGAAAUGUGGGGCCACGACGACAGCUACGAGCAUCGUUUACAGACCAUGUUCCGUGGUAUGACCAAGCAGGGCCUCGGGUAUGCUACCGGUGCACACAGCAGCUUUAUGCCGUAUCAUAUCGACGCUAUCACCCUGCAGACCAAGGGCGAGGGGUGGGAGGACGAAAUGGCUCUAGGCCGGACGAUUGAGUCUCUUUGCCGCAGCUUGAAUAACUUGCUGGAGCACCUGCACCAGAGCUUUUUCUUCUACCUGCUCAUGCAGUCCAACCGUUUUGUCAGCAUUGGAACCUAUUUGCCCAGUGCCAUGCUGAUCGCUGGAAAUUUCACUAUCAUGGCAAUUGCCCUCUGGAUUCGCACUGGGUACUACCCAGAGAGCAAGCCAAGUGCCAACCCCAAGAAUGAGAAAGCACCUACCGAAGAGAAGGAGAAGCCCAAUACAAUUAGCAUUGCGGAACGACACCUUGCUCUACCACUCUCGCUUGUUGUCGGACUCCAUCUACUCGGUCUUGUCCCGCUCUGGGUCUUUAAUAACGUCUUCCACCAGUACUUCACAACUACCACCUACAUAUUUGUGGUCGUGGACAUCAUCCUUCCUCUCUUCCUCGCCGCAAUCCUCUCUAACGGCCUCGGUCUAUCAAAACCAAUCAUUCCCCAACAGUACCACCUUAUAAAAUCCUUCUCCCUCCUCCUACUAGGUCUCUCCCUCUCAACCCUCGCCACUCUCAACUUCUCCCUUUCAUUCAUGAUUGGUCUACUCUGCGCGCCGCUUAGCUUCAUCACUCGCCUGCGAGGCUCCGCGCCAUUCCGCUUGGCAACUUCCAGUCUGGGUCUAGUGCUUCUCAACCUUCUCUCCCCACCAACUGUUCUUCUAGGUGUCUGCUGCUAUAUGGGGGUCUCGGUCGAGGCUGUCCUCACCCAGGCGGCUUUCGGUUGGGAUGUUUGGGGUAUGUGGACUCAGGUCGUUGUUUGGUGUGUGUGGUGGCCAGCUUGGUUGAUUGGCUAUCUAUACAAGAAGAUGGGUCUCUUUCGAAUCGACUUUCUUGCUCUAUGGCUUCUCCUACUCCAUCUCACAACAGCAACCGCCCCAGUCCCAACCAAAAACGGCUUUUGUUUCAAAUAUCUCAUCCAGGGAUAUGAUACCUGUGCCUUGAUUGCAAAAGCACACCAUAUCACCGAAGCUGAUAUCGAAUCCUUCAAUAAAAACACUUGGGCAUGGCUCGGAUGCAAACAGUUAUACCAGGGUGACUUUAUCUGUCUCAGUACAGGUAAACCCCCAAUGCCAAUGGCCCUUCCUCAAGCUACCUGCGGUCCACAGGUACCUGGGACAACACGUCCGGCCAAAUGGGCCGACCUCGCCGGCAUGAACCCAUGUGCUGCGUCUAAAUGCUGUGCUUUCUGGGGUCAAUGUGGUACCUCCGAUCUAUAUUGUCAGAAUUACCGUGCACCCCCUGCUGGUCCUACAGCCACCGUGAGAGGAGCGACAGAAGCGCCGAAAUCCAAAAUGACUGGCAAUGCAAAGGCAACCGGCGGCGCCGGCUCAAAACCCACCUCCAAGCCCAAGUCCACUACUACUACUACCAAGGCCAAGGGAAUUACAACAACAACUAAACAAUCAACUACAACAAAAACAAAAGCAAAGGCACCACCUGAACCAAAGGGAACCAAUUAUCCUUGGGUAGCUCCGUGGGAAAUCACAUUGUACAGCAAGAGAGGCUGCGAGGGCGACUACUACCAUCUCGAGGGGUAUAACAAGGAGUUCCUCGAUGGUGAGGGCUGCUUAGCGCUCCAUGGUGGUCUGAAUAGCAAGUUCACCGAGACAGGUGUUACCUGUAAAUGGUGGACGGAUAAUGGUUUCACGUGGAGUAGUUGUGAUUCGAGUAAGCUUGAGAAACCGCAGUCGUGGAUUGUUAAGGGUGGGUAUUGUUCUUCGUUCAGUAAGAAAGAUUGUGAUUGCUUCGAUGGGGUGGCGCAGUAUUAUAAACCUGAAGGAUGUCAUAAUCGGACGGGGAUUGAUACGCCUAAUUUUGCGGCUUUGCAGUGUUCGAUUAAUGGAGCGUAA
This is a messenger RNA of Penicillium verrucosum, 3769 nucleotides long. RefSeq names its product GPI-anchored transamidase subunit GAA1. Gene Ontology annotation, biological process: attachment of GPI anchor to protein. Gene Ontology annotation, molecular function: serine-type endopeptidase activity; chitin binding. The record is from RefSeq and is a predicted model, not a curated record. The coding region runs from base 47 to 3769 and encodes 1240 amino acids. Gene Ontology annotation, cellular component: membrane; GPI-anchor transamidase complex. The transcript is spliced from 12 exons. NCBI's taxonomy places the organism in Eukaryota, Fungi, Ascomycota, Eurotiomycetes, Eurotiales, Aspergillaceae.